Molecule: messenger RNA, 849 nt
Organism: Penicillium angulare
Lineage: Eukaryota; Fungi; Ascomycota; Eurotiomycetes; Eurotiales; Aspergillaceae
Product: 3-hydroxyacyl-CoA dehydrogenase family protein
Exons: 6
Coding region: 1-849 (282 amino acids)
Biological process (GO): fatty acid metabolic process
Molecular function (GO): oxidoreductase activity, acting on the CH-OH group of donors, NAD or NADP as acceptor; NAD+ binding
Source: RefSeq, a predicted model, not a curated record
AUGUCAACAUCAAAAUCGACAAGGGUUGUCAUUCUCGGGGCUGGCACGCAGGGAAGGAGACUGGCGUAUAUGUGGUCCAGUGAAGGAGGUCCCGUUACCUUGGUAGAUCUCCAGGAGAAGCAACUACGGGAUGGAUUGGACUAUGUACAACAGCUUCGAGAAGCCAAACCUGACGAAGCUGAUCAUUGGGGGGAAAUCGAAAUUGCUCGCCCUGAUUCACUUGCAGCAUCAUUGCAAAAUUCAUGGUUGGUGAUAGAAGUGAUUGCCGAGCUGGAUGAUCUGGCGCCACUUAAUACCAUCAUCGCAUCAAACUCCAGUAGCUAUGGAAUCGCAGAGAUUUUAGACGGCCUUUCGCUGAAGAACCAAACAAGGAGACGAGACAUCGUUGCUGAUAAGGUUGAUCAAAUACUAUCAGACUGGCCACCUGAAACAUCAGCAAUCGAAAUAAUGGGGCAUGAGAAGACCGAUCCCCCAAUUUUGGCUCAUCUUCUUGAAAGCUGCAAAGCCCAUGGGUUCUCUCCCUUCCAUGUCAAGAAAAGCUCAAUCGGCUAUAUAUACAACAGGAUUUGGGCAGCUAUCAAACGAGAGACUCUUCUCACUCUCUCUGAAGGGGUCUGUACCCCUGAAGAAAUAGAUUCAAUCUUCAAGAAUGUUCUCAAAACACCAAAGGGGCCCUGUGAACAGAUGGAUGUUGUUGGCCUGGAUGUUGUUCUUGAUAUUGAGAAUCACUACGCUGAGUCUCGAGAUGGACUUCCCACAGAGCCACGAGAAUAUCUUAAGCGGUUUAUUCAAAAUGGUGAACUGGGAGUGAAGAGUGGAAAGGGAUUUUAUAACUACGAUAGUUUAUGA